AUGGGGAAGGACAGAAAGGGAGUGCCGCGAGGCGCCUGUUCGCAUGCGUCGUGCGAAUGCGACGACUACGAGCUGCCCUCAGAGGGCCACCCCUGCGCCUACUGUGGCCACUACCCGGCUGAGCACAAGUCGGCCGGCGCUACACGACAGGCGAGUCCUCCGCCAGCAGCGUCCGAGGUGCGUACUACGCGAUCUCCCUCGCCCUCCACCACCUCGUCGUCAUCGUCGUCGUCGGUGGCGUCGGACCCCUUCUUCACCUUCGCCUCGCCCAAGCAGUCGUCGCCCAGCAGCACCCCCUCUGCUGCCCCGUCAUCGUCGCCCGCGCCCACCUUCUCCUCCUACUCGGCCUCCACCACCUCCUUCGCCCGGCCCACAGCCGGCCCAAUUCCUACGGCGAGCUCCACCACCAGCUCUUCUCAUCAUCACCAGCAGCACGGGCAGGCCCCACCAGCAGCAGCGCCGCGAGGUGGUGGCGGCGGCGGUUACCAGCAUCGGCCGGAGCACCACACGGCCGAGGUGCAGACGGCGUUCUCGGCGUCGAGCAAGCGCGGCAAGCCCAAGGAGAGCCUUCCCAUGCAGCUGUGGAACAAUCCGCAGGAGGUGGUCAAGGACGUCAAGAUCAAGGUCAAGCAAAAGACCAAGAAGCACCAGGCCUGA
Molecule: messenger RNA, 657 nt
Organism: Acanthamoeba castellanii str. Neff
Lineage: Eukaryota; Discosea; Longamoebia; Acanthamoebidae
Exons: 2
Coding region: 1-657 (218 amino acids)
Source: RefSeq, a predicted model, not a curated record